AUGGCUGGACACGAUUUGUUUGACUCGGCAGCCAACGCACGCCGAGCCGAGCAGCAUGUCGAGCUAGGGUCGCAGCUGAAGGCGUUGACUGAGGCUAUUGAGCUCUACGACGCCUCGACGAACGCCGAACCGUCGUUCGAAGCCUCGAAGACCGCCCCUCUCUUCGUCCCCCUCCUCAUCCGCGACUCGCUCCCGUCCUGGAUCGACGUCAAAGAACGCCUCGGCCGAUUCUUCGGCAUCGCGAACAUGGAGAUGGGCGAGAUGGACGCGGGUGAGUACGGCGUUGGGCUGGUCGCUCGUGCGCUGCGACGGACGGUCGACUUCGAGGGCGAGGAGGCGCAGUUUGCCAACGCCGUCAAGAAUCUCGUCAGGCUUGUCCAGAUUGAACUUCCGGACGAGUAA
This is a messenger RNA of Rhodotorula toruloides NP11, 402 nucleotides long. RefSeq lists its product as uncharacterized. Bases 1 to 402 code for a protein of 133 amino acids. The record is from RefSeq and is a predicted model, not a curated record. NCBI's taxonomy places the organism in Eukaryota, Fungi, Basidiomycota, Microbotryomycetes, Sporidiobolales, Sporidiobolaceae. The transcript is spliced from 3 exons.